AUGGACUUCGCGAGCCUUCAAAGCCCGUACGGCGCGUGCGCGGCGCAAGGCCUGUGGGACCUGUUGACCCGGGACACCACCAGCCGUCGCGUGCUGAACGCGUUACCCAGAAUGGUAUUCCCGCUCCGGCGGGCCCUGAACGCCGCCGCCUCCGAUCACUGGCGCGUCGGCGUUCGCGCGCUGAAGACGUUACAAAAACUGGCUUCAGCCGGCAAGGACGGCCGCGUGGGUUACGCCUUGGUCCCGUACUAUCGGCUCCCGUUGCCGCCACUCGACCGUUACGGCCGGCUCACCGACGUAAGCUCCAGCGACGGCGUGAACCGGUGUAUCAAAUGUUGCCGUACGGGAGGAACAAGAGGCGCUUUAGCGCAUUUAUUAGUUUUACAAUAUUCCUCAUGUUCCGUUAGACUUUUCUCG
Molecule: messenger RNA, 417 nt
Organism: Cinara cedri
Lineage: Eukaryota; Metazoa; Arthropoda; Insecta; Hemiptera; Aphididae
Source: the annotation of a GenBank genome assembly